UGUAUCACUAUUCGCAGCGUAUCAGUAUGACAGUUUCUUCGGUUGACAUUGUUUGUAUUUUGAAUUUGAAUUUGGAGUGUCUGAAUAGGAUUUGAAAGUAAUUUUGAUAUGUAAAUAGAUGUUUUGUGUGUGAAUAUGCAAAUAAAAAAGAAAUAAAUUAUAUUACGCACGACAAUGGAUACGACAACGUCAUUGAAACCAAAGCCGUUGGCAGAAUUGCUGCCAUACCUAAGUGGCAUAGUGUCCAAGGAUGCCAUGCAGACUCUAACCGCUAGGAAACAGCCGCGGCCAACGAUCACACAAACUUGCACAGCUGUAAAAACUAUGAAACCUCUCACAAUGGCCGAGUUAAUGGCUGGAAUACCAGCUUUAAGAAACCAGUCACCAAGAAGACAAACGCAAGCCUCAACAUCUGUCAAGAAGAAAAUCUGGAAUUCAUCAGUGAAGGUGGAGUGUAAGAAGAUAAGUCACACUGCUGAAGGGAAGAUGAAGCACAACCCAGUCAGGAAAGUGCUCAAUUUUCAACCUAAACCCAGGAAUACUUUAGCUCCAAGAAUGGCUACGGCCAAUGCAGAAACACCAAAGUUUCCAAAACCAGAGUACAGAGCAAAGAAAUCAGUACACAUACUAGAGAAGAAUAAAGUAAGAAUAAGUGGAAUAUGUAAUAUACCAGAAACUCCCGUCUUAGCUCCACCUGUAAGACAAAGGAUGACAAUGGCCAAUAAAGAAAACUUGCCCAAUAUACCAAGGCAACUGAAAAAUAUUGCAACACCAAAAUUAGCCUCACCAAAGAUUGCUCCAAAGAAAUUUGCUACCCCAAAAAUGCCUGACACACCACUGUCAAACCAAUCAUGGCAAUCUAGUUGUGAUGCUAGCUUCUUGCAAAAAGAAAAAGAAAUUCGUGAUAUUGAAGACAAAAUAAAAAAUGUGUCACAGGAAAAAACUUUAGAAAGAAUUGCAGAAGUUUCUCCGCCCGCUUCAACUCCAUUCAGAGAAUAUAGAAAUGUUAAAGAGUAUUUCAACAACUCUAGUGAAAUGGACACUUCAGCCGUGAAUGAUAACACAAUCAUGUGUUUUGACAAAACAUUCCAACCAGAAGAAUAUAACAAAAGAGAGGAGAGUGUGAUAACAUCUCUCUGUGAAAUGCUGAACAAAGCAGCAGUAACAAUACCUGAAAACAACAACACAGAGCUCCAUGAUUUGUUGGAAGUUGAAAAACGAACGCUAGCCAACAUUAAAAUUCUGGACAAAAUCAGGGAGCAGGAACUUAAAUCUCUGGAGUAUGUUAGAAAAUUAAUAAUUGAGAAAAGAAAAGCACAAACAAUUUCUGAGGUUAAGAGGGAAGAAAAAGUUGAAUCUAUCAUUGAAACCAAAGCUCCAGGGGAUAUAAAAAUAGAAAAAACUAACUCUGAAGAAAAUCCAGUUGUAGGUAGAACAUCAGUAAUCAAAUCAUGUAUCAAAUCACCAAGUUACAAAAUACCUAAAAAGAAUGCAUGUUUAAGAAAAAAGGUAUUUUAUAAAUCAAUGCCAAAUGUUUCAAAUGUAGUUCUGUCACCAAAUAGAGACUUAAAUGACAAAGCAUUAAGUGUUUACAUGAACAUGAAGAAACAUAUGAAUUUCUUGUCCACUCCUGUUGUCAAAGAGCAGAAAACAGCUGUUCCUGAUACACCUUCCAUCACAUCACAUAAUUUACAAAAACAACUAGAUAAACUCUAUGAUGACAAUUAAAAUGUGUUACAUUAAGUAUACUUAUUGUUUGAAGGAGGGAAACCUUUUGUGAAUACAACUCUCAAAUAUAGUACAAUUUAAAUUGAAUUGACAUGCAUCUUAUAGUCAUUUAUUGACUCAAAAAUAAAUUUAUAGUAUUGUUUGUAAAAUAAUCUAUUCUAAUAAACUAACAGUGAAAUGUGCUAUAAUUUAAAAAGAUGUUCAAUGUUUGUAAAUUAUUUAUAUUUUUUGACAGGUUGUGCUACAGGUUGGCAUAUUUUUCAUUUGUCUUUUUUAAUCAGACUUGGAGACAGUAUAAACAUUUAAUAUGAGUUUUCAAUAAUAUAUCAAAAAUAGUUAUAAUAUAAUGUUGAUUUUCUUUCCUUUUAUUAUAAGCUACUUUAACAUUGUCUGCAAGUUUUAUUGAAAAAUUAAGAAAAUAAUUUGGGUUUGAACAUAAUGUUUAGUUAAAUGUGUUAGAUGUAAUAUGACAUAAAUUGUUGUAAUAUAAAAUAGAUAAAAUAAUAUAAAUUUACAAAUGUUUAAAGGUCAUA
This is a messenger RNA of Manduca sexta (tobacco hornworm), 2261 nucleotides long. RefSeq lists its product as uncharacterized. The transcript has 5 exons. The record is from RefSeq and is a predicted model, not a curated record. Lineage: Eukaryota; Metazoa; Arthropoda; Insecta; Lepidoptera; Sphingidae. Bases 175 to 1728 code for a protein of 517 amino acids.